Messenger RNA from Fraxinus pennsylvanica, 780 nucleotides. Lineage: Eukaryota; Viridiplantae; Streptophyta; Magnoliopsida; Lamiales; Oleaceae. The record is from the annotation of a GenBank genome assembly.
AUGAUGUUAUCCAGUGCGUUGCCGAAAAAUAUAUUUUCACCAAAAAACGCCUCUACUCCCAUCAUUGGUCUAACUGAAACCUCAUCAGAUUCAGAUGAUUAUGAAAUUGACAACCAUGAUUUAAUGGACUCGUCAAAGACGGAGACUUUAUUUUUGACAGGGGUACUUGAUGAGCUAAAUAUACGUUUCAAUUAUAGUAGCCAGAAUGAUCAGAACUUUAUGAAGCUGCUUCGUGCGGAGGAGAAGCGCUUAUUUGAAUUUCGAGCAAUUGGUGGGCGGGUUGAACUCUCGAUUAGAUCAAACGAUAUGUUCAUUGGUACAGUUCUUAAAGCCUUGGAGGUGGAAGAUUUAGUUUGCUGCAAGGGGACGUCUCAAGUCUGUUUCCUAGCGAGAUCAUUCAUCAAGAAUGCAGACACGUCUUCCCUUUUAGGUGACACAGAGAUUCCAACACACACUAGUAAUGACUCAAAUCAGUGUGAAGGAGAUGAUGAGUUUUAUGAGGCAUCGGAGAAUCUUUAUGAUUCAGUGGAUAGUCCCAUGUCACCAGCUGAUGCAGUGGAGUAUGCUAGUUCUCAAAUCAUUUCGCAAUUAGGUAGCUCAGCCUUUAAAGCUCCAAGUUUUACUCGCAUUGCUGGUCUACUGCCUUCUGAUGGUACUCACACUGAAGCUGGUGGGAUGGAAGUUACUGAUACCCUAGACAGUUUUGUCAAAGCGCAGAUUGUCAUCUUUGACCAGAAUUCGCCACUUUACACUAAUGUUGAUAAUCAGGUUUAUUCUUAA